Messenger RNA from Aureobasidium pullulans EXF-150, 2700 nucleotides. RefSeq lists its product as uncharacterized. Gene Ontology annotation, molecular function: DNA binding; DNA-binding transcription factor activity, RNA polymerase II-specific; zinc ion binding. Gene Ontology annotation, biological process: regulation of DNA-templated transcription; DNA-templated transcription. The record is from RefSeq and is a predicted model, not a curated record. The coding region runs from base 1 to 2700 and encodes 899 amino acids. The transcript is spliced from 6 exons. Lineage: Eukaryota; Fungi; Ascomycota; Dothideomycetes; Dothideales; Saccotheciaceae.
AUGCCAGGCAUUUUACCUAUGAAGGUGAUCAAGGUCGGGUCAAGUGCCCAAGCCCGUAUCGCACAAGCUUGCGACAGAUGUCGAAGCAAGAAGAUCAGAUGUGACGGAAUUCGCCCGAGUUGUUCGCAAUGCACCAGUGUCGGAUUCGAAUGCAAAACAAGCGACAAAUUGAGUCGUCGCGCGUUCCCUAGAGGAUACACAGAAUCGCUCGAAGAAAGAGUACGGAGUCUAGAAGCUGAGGUCAGGGAAUUGAAAGAAUUACUCGACGAGAAGGACGAGAAGAUCGACAUGCUCUCUAAACUGCACUCUGCAUCCGCACAAUCAGGCUUCCAGAACUCAACACGGAGAACAUCGACCUCGCCAUCUGCGGCAUCGCCAAACACAAAUAGCGAAGACGUCUUCCAAGUACAGCAGACCCUUCAGCUCGAUGGAAACGGGACAAAUGCUCAUUUUGCUGGCACGUCAAGUGGAAAUGCCUUCUAUGACUCGUUCUCAAAAAGAGUGCAAGAACUCGGCCGUCCAUCACCAGCUGUGAACGUCCAGAAUCUGUUGCCCGGAAGUACACACAUCGCUCCUCGUGACCCUCUUUCAGAUCCCAUCGUUUGGAAGGCGCCUGCUAGGCUCGAGUCUGAUCAACUGAUUGGCAUCUUCUUCCAAGAGUGGGCACCACUUUUCCCUAUUCUACACCGCCCUUCUUUCCUCGAACUCUACCAGUCUUACAUGUCUGCUCCCGAGAAGAUCAUCGACAACUGCAGCCAUGCUCAAUUGAACCUAGUCUUCGGUAUCGCAGCACUGUCCAGCGGUUCACGCGACUCGUCUGAACUGCAAUCAUACGAGUCACAAUGGCAGGCCGCUAUCGACGCGAUACUCACAGAUCACAGCAUGCCUACUCUGCAAUGUUUAGUACUUGCACAGCUAUACUGCAUGCAACGCGGUGAUUAUGACAGACUUUUAACUUACAAAGCACUCGCCGUCACUCUUUCUUCCAGACUAGGCCUACAUCAAUCACAGAAGCGAUUCGCUCUUGGCGCUUCUACCAGUGAGAUGAGGAAAAAGGUCUUCUGGUCGCUCUACACAGUAGACUGUUUCUCCGCUGUGACUCUGGGUCUUCCCAAGCAGCUCAAGGACGAGGAUGUUCAUUGCGAGGAGCCUCGCGACGCGGACGAGGAAUAUGUUGACGAGACUGGUUUCAAGGCACCUUGCCCUGGUGAGUAUACCAGAGUCUCAAGCGCUCUUGCACUUUUCCGUGCUGCUCGCAUCUUGUCUCGUGUCUUGGAAGAGAUCUAUCCCGCUCGCUCAUCGUACGACCUCUCUUUACAACAACUCUCGGCUUUGUCGGAAGAACUCGACGCAUGGCACAACGCUCUUGCGCCACACUUGCGCCUUCCCUUUGCGAAUGACAAACCAACCACCGGAACUGUCAGCAGCCGCUCUCCUUUGCUGUCAUUGACCUACCACUUCAUCCGUGCUCUCAUCCAUCGCCCAGCAGUAUGUGCUUCUCUUGGUCCAAAAGCAUCCUCAUCUUUGCUUGCGGUCGCCGGAUCCUCGAAGCACACCAUUCAGAUCAUUGAAUUGCUAAGCGAAAGAGGAUUGAGCUUCUCAUUCUGUAUUAACAAGGAUGAACUUCUUGUCUUGUCUGGACUGGGUCUUUUAUUCCAAAGCCUGGGACUCGGGGAGACCAGCAAGCUCGUCAAGGACAAUCAGAAGAUGAUCUCGAUUGUCGUCAACAUUCUUACUCAGACCAAGGCGCCCUCAGCAUUGGAGUUUCAGAAGCUCACUCCUUCGGCUCCCGUCGUAUCAGCACAGCCCGCAGCUAAGCAACACCACCCGUCUUUGUCACGCCACAACUCGGACGGCGCUAUCCACCCGGUAGAUUUCUCCAACCAUGGACUUCCUUCAUCUUCGGAAAGGAACAGAUUCAAGGCAGCAGCUCAACGACUCAUGGCCAAGACUCCGUUCGAUCGCAACGACCAACGAAGAGCAACCUUCCCGAACAUCUCACUGCAUCAUAACGCCAUACGGACGCAGAGCCAGCCGAACAUACCCCAGGUUGCUACUUCUGAGCCCGCAUACAGCCCCGCCAAUCCUUCCCCCGCACCACUGCCCGCAUCCGCCCGACCAUCUGCGCCACCAAACCUUAGACCCGUGCGCUCCUUCCCUCAACAACACCCCAAUCUUGAUUACCUCUCCUUCAGCAACGUUCCUACCCGCGCACACUCACCUGAUGGUCACACAUCCAUCAAGCAGGAACCUUCUGAUUGGGAGCGUCUGCUCGGCUCACUGGAUAAUGGUCAGACCAACAUUUUCGAUAACAUCUAUGGCGGCCCACCCGUCGAGUUCAUGGACGACCACCAUCGCCAAAACAUUAAACACAUGGUACCUAUGGCCUCGAGUCUGCCUAAUCCGGCUCCCCAAUGGAAUCAGUCACCACCCGACGUCUGGGCCGUGACAAACUCGGAUAUCAAUGCAAUGGGCUGCAGCAUGGCUGGCAGUGUCGCUCACCCUGAGAGUGUCUUCAGCAUUGGUACUGAUGAUGGCACUGCUACCGGCGAUGAGCUGUUCGGCAACGAUUGGGGCAGCGGCAGCAGCACUAAUGGCAGUGAGGCAUAUGCAGGCAUUGUGAUGCCCCAAUUGACCCCUGACGAGCACAGCAUGUUGACCAACAUGUGGGAGAACACCGCCGUUCUCCAAGCUUCGUAG